GCAGGCGGAGUGGAGUUCGCAUUUGGGUCUUUCCGUCUUCGAAGCUUCCGGAACAAGAACUUUUUUUGAAAUUUUGUUCUCAGAAUCGAGAGCGAAGUGGAAUUCCUCUCUUUUGGUUUAGUGUCGUAGAAGUGCCGAGACGACAAUGCCUGCUGUACUUGGCUACUGGAAAAUCCGUGGGCUUGCCACAGCCGCUCGCUACAUGCUGGCAUACACCGACACAGAAUGGGAAGAUGCUAUGUACGAGUGUGGAGCAGAGCCACCCUAUGACCGGUCCAGCUGGCUGGAAAAGAAGUUCACCCUUGGCCUGGGCCCAUUCGCAAACCUGCCGUAUUUCAUCGACGGUGAUGUGAAGAUUGUGGAAUCCAAUGCUAUUCUGCGCUACAUUGGCGAUCAGCACAACCUCUGUGGCACCACAAAAGAGGAGAAGGCAUACUGCAACAUGUAUGAGCAUGUGGUGAUGGGCUUCCGCAAUGGCUUUGUUGGCCUCUGCUACGACAAGAAGGGCUUUGAGGAGAGGCGUGCUCCUUACAUCAAGGAACUGAAGGAGACAAAGCUGCCCAAGUUUGCUGAGGCACUUGGUGACAAGAAAUUCCUCUGUGGUGACAAUAUCACAUUUCCAGAUUUCCACUUCUUUGAACUGCUCGAUCAGCACUUGACUUUCGAGCCCGGCUGCCUCGACGACUUCCCCACUUUGAAAGCAUACCACGAGCGCAUUGCUGAGCUACCAAAAAUCAAGGCAUAUCGCGCUUCUGACCGCUUUGUUGCUCGUCCAGUUAACAAUCCCAGUGCCCAGUGGAAGUAGGUCAUGAUCUCUCACGUGCAGCAGCCUUGUCCGCACUGUUUUGCCUCUUGUCCAAGCCCAUUCAAUGUGAAUUCUUUUACUCUAAUAUAUUCUUUGGUUUUCUAGACUUCCGUUUGGCACUUUAGCUGGGCCAAUCAUCAAUAGGUUGAGCCUAUUUAUUCGAAUUCCUUUACAAGCGAUUGUUGUGUUUCGCUUAUCUUUUUUUAAAUGUUUUCUACGAGUUUUUGCUCGUUUUGAUCAGUUCUUUAGAAGAAUUUUUUUGUCCAGGA
This is a messenger RNA of Sycon ciliatum, 1074 nucleotides long. RefSeq names its product glutathione S-transferase Mu 1-like. Bases 146 to 805 code for a protein of 219 amino acids. Gene Ontology annotation, molecular function: glutathione transferase activity. Lineage: Eukaryota; Metazoa; Porifera; Calcarea; Leucosolenida; Sycettidae. The transcript is spliced from 11 exons. The record is from RefSeq and is a predicted model, not a curated record. Gene Ontology annotation, biological process: glutathione metabolic process.